Molecule: messenger RNA, 770 nt
Organism: Lotus japonicus
Lineage: Eukaryota; Viridiplantae; Streptophyta; Magnoliopsida; Fabales; Fabaceae
Product: small polypeptide DEVIL 3
Exons: 1
Coding region: 176-316 (46 amino acids)
Biological process (GO): negative regulation of cell population proliferation
Source: RefSeq, a predicted model, not a curated record
CACAUUUUCUUUGCUCUAUAAGAAGCCCCUUUGGAGCCUCUCAUGAAACAUUGCUUCAAGGGGUUUCAACUUUCAACACACACACAUUGUUCAUCUACCUGUGCACACACUCUCAACAAAGAAAAGGAGAGCAUAGAAAAGGUUCAGGGUACGUCUUUGAUAUACACACACAAAGAUGAGCAGUGAUGAGUCAAUCAAAGUUUCAAAGAAGAAGAAGGUAUCAAGCAGAAGGCUUGGAGGGUACCUCAGAGAACAGAAAGGAAGACUUUACAUAAUCAGAAGAUGUGUUGUCAUGCUUCUCUGCUGGCAUGACUGAGGGUAUGUCUUGAUACUUGUUGACGCUUAGUGUUCACGGACGUUAGAACUCACUUCAAAACAAAAAGUGAGCAAAACUCGAAUUCUGGAUCAGUGCACUCUUGAAUCCUUAUGUUCAAGAAUGCAUAACAGAGAAACAGGGCUAUGUGUUUUGCUUCUUAGUUAGUAUCUCCCCUCCCCAUAUGUAAAUAGUAGGAAAAGAAAUGUUAGAGACAAUUAAUUCUACUUCAUACAUCAUGCCUGAAAAAUGUCUUUCCUGCGUACAAAUUAAAAUAUUAAAGCUUGAUAGCGAAAUUUUAGUUUCUAAUAUAUAUCUUGCACCAGGAAGUACAAGUACAUGUGUUUCUUAGAUUCUGUAUCAAGUGCUCUUUAGCAUAGAAGAAAUCAUUCACAUAUUUUAUUUGAUUUUCUGUUUUUUAUGGUUUGGAACGAGUGAGGUGGAACAUCCCCAUUUA